Messenger RNA from Bombina bombina (fire-bellied toad), 1338 nucleotides. RefSeq names its product guanylin. NCBI's taxonomy places the organism in Eukaryota, Metazoa, Chordata, Amphibia, Anura, Bombinatoridae. The transcript has 3 exons. The coding region runs from base 1 to 336 and encodes 111 amino acids. Gene Ontology annotation, molecular function: guanylate cyclase activator activity. The record is from RefSeq and is a predicted model, not a curated record. Gene Ontology annotation, cellular component: extracellular region.
AUGCAGACCCUAGGGAUCAAAGCUUUUUGUGUUUUCAUACUGAUACACAUAUCUAGCGGAGUGAUUGUGAAGGAUGGAGAUUUCACCUUCUCAUUGGAUUCAGUGAAGGCGCUACAGAAAGUUUUGGACCAGCAGGUGACCAAACUCGAGAAGGUAUUGCCUAAGCAUGAACACUGGUCAGCUGAGAAACUGUGUGCAUUGAACUUGCUACCCAAAGAAUUUGCCCCUGUGUGCGACAGUGCCAAUGCUCAGGAUGUGUUUGACAGAUUAGAAAAAAUUGCCAUGGAACCGGACAUUUGUGAAGUCUGUGCUAUGGCUGCGUGUUCUGGGUGUUGAUGGGGUUCAGGGCGAUUAUUUUCAAACAUCUCCUGUCUCAUGUCAAAUAAAGUCAGCAAAACUCAGUGUGUUAAUUAUAUUUGUAAAACUGGACAAUGCAAUCAGAUCUUCUAUUAAUAUGAAAAUAAUUGAGCAAACCUAAUCAGUACAAACACAAUAUGUCAGGAUAAAAUGUAAAAUAAAAAUAUAUGUUUGAAAACAAAUAAGUUCAAUUUGCCUUUCAUUUACAGAUUUCCAAGUGUGGUAAUGUUUAGUGCUACUAAUCACAAAAUACUGGACCGUUUUGAUACUCAUAGCAUUCCACAUAGUGCAAGGCAGUGUCAAUGGUGUGUCCUGGCUGGUAUAUGUGCCUGGGUGUUGAUUCCAGGAGUGGAUAUAUACCACAUACCUUCUGCAAUAGACACAAUAAGAUACCUCAUUGGAAAGAGGAGAUUGUUCAUUGACAUCAGCCAUGGUAAAGGGACAGUUUACUCAAAACGUUUCUCUUCUUUAAUUUGUUCCCUAUGAUCCACUUUACCUACGGGAGUGUAUUAAAUUGUUAACAAGUAUUUCCAUUGCCCUUAUAUUGGAAUUUGAAAUAGUUUAUUAAGUGUGUGGUAUCCCCACCCAUCCUGAAAGUUUUUGGCCUUGAGGCCAAGCUGUGUUAACACAGCCAGUAGAAAAAAUUACACUCCCAGUGGGUUAUAGAAGAGAUAAGGAAAUAAAAUGUUAAUUUUCCAUUGUUCUCUCAAAGUAUUGGUGUUUGGUUUAUGCAACAACUGUUGAUAACACCUAGGUGCCCAACACUAGGGGGCGCUAUAAUAUGGCAGAUAAAAUGGGUGAUUUAUUAAUAAAAAGUAUAAGGAUCUAAGCGAUACUGAGCCCUCGCUUUAAUUUUAGUCACACAUGUGGUCAUUAUCUGUUCAUUUUCUGUACACUACUAGUAAUGAUUUUCUUGUACACUUGCUCUGUUUUUGUUUUGUAUUUGUUUUUGAAAAUAAUAAAAAUUAUUUGAUGGAAAAA